CCCCGCGCCCGCCCGCCCGCGGCCCCGCCGCCGCCGGCCCGGACAUGGCCGCCAACAUGUACAGGGUCGGAGACUACGUCUACUUCGAGAACUCCUCCAGCAACCCAUAUCUGAUCCGCAGGAUCGAGGAGCUCAACAAGACGGCCAACGGGAACGUGGAGGCCAAGGUGGUGUGCUUCUACCGGAGGCGCGACAUCUCCAGCACCCUCAUUGCCCUGGCGGACAAGCAUGCAACCCUGUCAGUCUGCUAUAAGGCCGGACCCGGGGCGGACACCGGCGAGGAAGGGGAAGUGGAGGAGGAGGUGGAGAACCCGGAGAUGGUGGACCUGCCCGAGAAGCUGAAGCACCAGCUGCGGCACCGGGAGCUGUUCCUCUCCCGGCAGCUGGAGUCUCUGCCCGCCACCCACAUCAGGGGCAAGUGCAGUGUCACCCUGCUCAACGAGACUGAGUCKCUCAAGUCCUACCUGGAGCGCGAGGAUUUCUUCUUCUAUUCCCUAGUCUACGACCCACAGCAGAAGACCCUGCUGGCUGAUAAAGGGGAGAUCCGCGUGGGGAACCGGUACCAGGCCGACAUCACCGACUUGCUGAGAGAAGGUGAGGAGGAUGGCCGUGACCAGUCCAAAUUGGAGACCAAGGUGUGGGAGGCACAUAACCCACUGGUGGACAAGCAGAUUGACCAGUUCCUUGUGGUGGCCCGCUCCGUGGGAACCUUCGCCCGGGCCCUGGACUGCAGCAGCUCAGUGCGACAGCCCAGCCUGCACAUGAGCGCUGCCGCGGCCUCCCGAGACAUCACCCUGUUCCACGCCAUGGACACCCUGCACAAGAAUAUCUACGACAUCUCCCGGGCCAUCUCAGCCCUCGUGCCGCAGGGCGGGCCCGUGCUCUGCAGGGACGAGAUGGAAGAGUGGUCAGCRUCUGAGGCUAAUCUUUUUGAGGAAGCCCUGGAAAAAUAUGGGAAAGAUUUUACAGAUAUUCAGCAAGAUUUUCUCCCGUGGAAGUCGCUCACCAGCAUCAUCGAGUACUACUACAUGUGGAAGACCACUGACAGAUACGUCCAGCAGAAACGUUUGAAAGCAGCUGAAGCAGAGAGCAAGUUAAAGCAAGUUUAUAUUCCCAACUACAACAAGCCAAACCCGAACCAGAUCAGCGUCAACAGCGUUAAGGCCAGUGUGGUGAACGGCACAGGGGCGCCAGGCCAGAGCCCCGGGGCUGGCCGGGCCUGCGAGAGCUGCUACACCACACAGUCUUACCAGUGGUAUUCUUGGGGUCCCCCUAACAUGCAGUGUCGCCUCUGCGCAUCUUGUUGGACAUAUUGGAAGAAAUAUGGUGGCUUGAAAAUGCCAACCCGGUUAGAUGGAGAGAGGCCAGGACCAAAUCGCAACAACAUGAGUCCCCACGGCGUCCCAGCCCGGAGCAGCGGGAGCCCCAAGUUUGCCAUGAAGACGAGGCAGGCUUUCUACCUGCACACCACCAAGCUGACCCGGAUCGCCCGGCGCCUGUGCCGUGAGAUCCUGCGCCCAUGGCAUGCCGCACGGCACCCCUACAUGCCCAUCAACAGUGCCGCCAUCAAGGCUGAGUGCACUGCCCGACUGCCCGAAGCUUCCCAGAGCCCACUGGUGCUGAAGCAGGCAGUGCGGAAGCCCCUGGAAGCUGUGCUCCGGUAUCUCGAGACCCAUCCCCGACCCCCCAAACCCGACCCUGUAAAGAGCGCGUCCAGCGUACUCAGCAGCCUGACCCCUGCCAAGUCGGCCCCGGUCAUCAACAAUGGCUCCCCCACCAUCCUGGGCAAGAGGAGCUAUGAGCAGCACAAUGGUGUGGACGUUGAUGGUGUUUUCUCUCCCUCUCUCCUGCCCGUGGCGCUGCCAGGCAACGUGAAGAAGCGCCUCUUGAUGCCCAGUAGGGGUCUGGCAAACCACGGACAGACCAGGCACAUGGGACCAAGCCGGAACCUGCUGCUCAAUGGGAAGUCAUACCCCACCAAAGUGCGCCUGAUCCGGGGGGGCUCCCUGCCGCCUGUUAAGAGGCGACGGAUGAACUGGAUCGACGCCCCGGAUGACGUGUUCUACAUGGCCACGGAGGAGACCAGGAAGAUCCGCAAGCUGCUCUCAUCCUCGGACACCAAGCGUGCUGCCCGCCGGCCCUAUAAGCCCAUCGCCCUGCGCCAGAGCCAGGCUCUACCGCUGCGGCCACCCCCGCCUGCACCAGUCAACGACGAGCCCAUCGUCAUCGAGGACUAGGGCCGCCUGCCCUUGCCCAUGUCCCUCGAGGCCUACACAGAUGGCGGUCUCCUCCCCGCCAGACUGCUGCCCGCCCCUCCUCUGUUUCUGUAGUGCCCACCUCCCGCCCUCACCUGCAGGACUCGGUUGUCGGGGAAGUGUGGCCUCCUCACUCACUCCGAGAGGCCGAGGAGUCCUUUUUAGCUUUGUGUUUACUGUCUGGCUGGAGCAGACGAGGAGCCGCCCUGCCCUGCACGCCGUGGGGCUCUUGCCCGGGCCGGGCCCUAAGGUUUUGUUGUGUUCUGUUGAAGGUGCCAUUUUAAAUUUUAUUUUUAUUACUUUUUUUGUAGAUGAACUUGAGCUCUGUAACUUACACCUGGAACGUUAGGAUUGGAGCGGCCGGUGGUGGCCGAGCUGCCUGGCGGGGUUGGCCCCUUGUCUUUUCAAGUAAUUUUCAUAUUAAACAAAAACAAAGAAAAAAAAUCUCAUAAAAAGGAAAAAACCCA
Molecule: messenger RNA, 2722 nt
Organism: Urocitellus parryii (Arctic ground squirrel)
Lineage: Eukaryota; Metazoa; Chordata; Mammalia; Rodentia; Sciuridae
Source: RefSeq, a predicted model, not a curated record